Molecule: messenger RNA, 5364 nt
Organism: Amphiprion ocellaris (clown anemonefish)
Lineage: Eukaryota; Metazoa; Chordata; Actinopteri; Pomacentridae
Gene: egfra
Product: epidermal growth factor receptor a (erythroblastic leukemia viral (v-erb-b) oncogene homolog, avian)
Exons: 28
Coding region: 69-3668 (1199 amino acids)
Biological process (GO): positive regulation of epithelial cell proliferation; cell surface receptor protein tyrosine kinase signaling pathway; positive regulation of kinase activity
Cellular component (GO): signaling receptor complex; basal plasma membrane
Molecular function (GO): ATP binding; epidermal growth factor receptor activity; epidermal growth factor binding
Source: RefSeq, a predicted model, not a curated record
GAACAAGCGGAAUUUGUCGUCUUGUUGGCAUGGAAUGACACCUUCUCACCGGGAGCGUCAGAAACACGAUGGCAAGCGUUUUUCUCAAGUGGAUCACCUCUCUGCUCUGGCUGGGCUCCUGCGUUCUGGCGGAAAGGAAAGUAUGCCAAGGCAUCAGCAACCGGUUUAACCUCCUGGGUUCGAAAGACAACCACUACCUGAACAUGGUGAAGACCUACGGUAACUGCACCGUGGUCCUGGAGAACCUGGAGGUCACCCACAUGGAGGAGCAUCGUGACCUGUCCUUCCUCAGGUCUAUUGAAGAAGUGGGUGGCUAUGUCAUGAUUGCCAUCAACACAGCAUCCAGGAUUUCUCUGGAGAACCUGCGCGUCAUCAGAGGACAUACCCUUUAUGAGGGAGAGUUUGCACUUGUUGUGUUCGGCAAUUAUAACAAAGAAUCAAAUAUGGGCACCAAUCAGCUUCAUCUAAACAGUCUAACAGAAAUUCUAAAAGGAGGCGUGAAGUUUGGGAGAAACCGGCUGUGCAAUGUAGAAACAAUACAGUGGUAUGAUAUUGUCAGUGCCGACAACAAACCCAAGAUGGAGCUCCCAGUUGCUAGCAACAACCCACUUUGUAGAAGAUGUGACUCGAGCUGCUUCAAUGGUUCAUGUUGGGCAUCUGGUCCUCAAAAUUGUCAGACUUUAACAAAGCUGAACUGUGCACAGCAGUGCUCUAAGAGAUGCAAAGGACCUUCACCAAGUGACUGCUGCAAUGAGCAUUGCGCCGCAGGAUGCACAGGACCCAGACCGACCGACUGUCUGGCCUGUCGGGACUUCCGGGAUGAUGGGGUGUGUAAGGACUCCUGCCCAGGCCUCAUGCGCUACGAUCCCAACCUGCACCAGCUGGUUCCCAACCCACAUGGAAAGUACAACUUCGGGGCCACCUGUGUCAAAAGCUGCCCACAUAAUUAUGUUGUGACUGAUCACGGAGCCUGUGUGCGGACGUGCAGCGGUAACACAUACGAGGUGGAUGAAGGAGGAAUUAGGAAAUGCGCCAAGUGUGACGGACUGUGUCCAAAAGUGUGCAAUGGACUUGGAACAGGAGACCUGACUCACGCUGUGUCCAUUAAUGCCACAAACAUCGACUCCUUUAAAAACUGCACCAAAAUCAACGGUAACAUUGCCAUCAUGUACCCAUCGAUUUAUGGGGAUACAUUUACCAAAACACCAAAGAUGGAUCCUGCCCAGCUUGAUGUGUUUAAGACAGUUAAGGAAAUUACUGGAUACUUGUGGAUUCAGACGUGGCCAGCAAGCAUGAGCUCACUUAGUCCUUUUGAGAAUCUGGAGAUCAUUCGAGGAAGAACUAAACGUGCGAGUCGCAGUUUGGUUAUGACUUAUCUCGGUAUCAACUAUCUAGGCCUUAAGUCUCUCAAAGAAAUCACCGAUGGAGACGUGAGCAUCUUUAAGAACCGGGACCUCUGCUACACCAACAUCAGCCACUGGAAGAGGUUCUUCAAAUCAGACAGCCAAAGUGCUAUGAUAGAAGGAAACGCUGAUGCUGCCACGUGCGCUCUGAGGAACAACACGUGUGACAGGAAGUGUACCACAGACGGCUGCUGGGGUCCAGGCCCAGACAUGUGUUUUGCCUGCCGUGACUACAGCCGUGAUGGGAGUUGUGUUGACUCCUGCAACAUCCUGGAGGGAGAACCACGGGAGGCAGUCGUGAAAAAAACCUGCACUGAGUGUCACCCAGAGUGUCAGCGAAUGAAUGGGACUGUGACCUGCAGCGCGCCUGGUUCUGGAAACUGUGCUAAGUGUGCCAACUUCCAAGAUGGACUGUUCUGUGUCUCCCGCUGUCCCCAAGGCAUGCCAGGGGAGGACGACAUGCUAGUGUGGAAAUAUGCAGACGAGAUGAAAGUGUGCCAGCUCUGCCACAAAAACUGCACUCAAGGGUGCAUUGGACCUGGCCUCGGCGGCUGCCAUAUUAAAAGCCUGCUGUCUUUCAGCCCCCCUGGUCUUUCCAUGAUUGCGGCUGGUGUAGUUGGUGGGCUGCUGGCUGUUCUUAUUGCAGGCCUGUCUGUCUUUGUGUUGCUCCGCCGACGCCACAUCAAGAGGAAGAGAACCAUGCGCAGACUGCUCCAAGAGAGAGAGUUGGUUGAACCUCUUACUCCAAGCGGAGAGGCGCCAAACCAGGCUCUGCUGCGGAUCCUGAAGGAACCUGAAUUUAAGAAAAUCAAAGUGCUGGGAUCCGGAGCGUUUGGUACAGUUUACAAGGGUCUGUGGGUUCCAGAGGGAGAAGAUGUGAAGAUCCCUGUGGCCAUCAAGGUUUUAAGAGAGGCCACAUCACCAAAAGCAAACAAGGAGAUCUUGGACGAAGCCUAUGUGAUGGCGAGUGUGGAGCACCCCCAUGUGUGUCGUCUGCUGGGCAUCUGCCUAACCUCCACAGUGCAGCUCAUAACCCAGCUGAUGCCCUACGGCUGCCUGCUGGACUACGUCAAAGAGAACAAGGACAAUAUCGGCUCCCAGCACCUGCUCAACUGGUGUGUGCAGAUCGCCAAGGGUAUGAACUACCUGGAGGAGCGCCACUUGGUGCAUCGUGACUUGGCAGCGAGAAACGUCCUGGUGAAGACUCCUCAACACGUCAAGAUUACAGACUUUGGUCUGGCCAAACUCCUCAGUUCGGACGAGAAAGAGUACCACGCAGACGGAGGAAAGGUACCGAUUAAAUGGAUGGCUCUUGAAUCUAUUCUGAACAGAACCUACACACACCAGAGUGAUGUAUGGAGUUACGGUGUAACAGUCUGGGAGCUGAUGACAUUUGGGACCAAACCAUAUGAUGGGAUUCCAGCCAGUGAAAUAGCCGGGGUCCUGGAGAAAGGAGAGCGCCUACCUCAACCACCAAUCUGUACUAUAGAUGUCUACAUGAUCAUGGUGAAAUGUUGGAUGAUCGAUGCAGACAGCCGGCCUCGUUUCCGAGAACUAAUAGCUGAAUUUACAAAGAUGGCUCGGGAUCCAUCCCGUUAUCUUGUCAUCCAGGGUGAUGACCGCAUGCACCUACCCAGUCCCACAGAUACUAAAUUCUACGGCAGCCUGAUCAGCAGUGAGGACAUGGAGGAUGCUGUGGAUGCAGAUGAAUACCUGGUACCACAGCAUGGCUUCUUCAGCAGCCCGAGCACCUCCCACACCCCACUGCUUCACUCCACAAGCCUUAACAGCAGCAUUGGAACAUGCCACGGCAGAAAUGGCUUUAUGAGCGGAUACCCGAGCAGAGAUGGAAGCAUGGUCCUCCGAUACAUUCCUGACCCCACAGACAAAAUUUUGGACAAUGCCUUCCAGCCCGCUCCAGACUACAUGAACCAGAAUGGAGUCUCAGAUGUGGUGAAUCCUAACUACCAGCAUCCAGGUCCACCUCGCGCCAUUCUUCCCACCAUCUCUUCUGACGAUACAGAGACUGAGUACUUGAACUGCUUUAAGAACGGGACCAACGGACCCGAAUACCUCAAUGAGGUCCCGGCCCCCGCCAUCCUCCCGCUCACCUCAAACGGCAUAGUCCACAGCAUUCAGAAAUACCAUCCCCAGAAUAGCAUAGACAACCCCGAUUACCAACAAGAUUUCACUCCCACCUUCAAAACCCACGCUAACGGACACAUACCGGCAGCGGAGAACGCAGAGUACCUGGGCCCAGACUGAGGACUUAGUGGAAUCAGACAACAAGUAAGAGACUGUUUUCUGUUCCAUGAAGAAAGGCACUGAAAUCGCGGUUGGAAAAGCAUCGAUAAGUGGUACCAUCCAUUAUCAUAUAUGUUGUGUCCUGUCUAAUGGAGUCAGGUGAUACAUUGUGCCACUCCUUGCAUUGUUAGCAUGCCUUUGCGUUAAAUUGGUCUCAUUCCAAAGAGUUUUUUUCUCACUACCAAACUACGAAUGACUUUUUCUUGAUGAAAGCAGGACGAAAGCUGAGUUGUAUGUGACUCAGUUGACCUUACAGUUGCUGGACUAGUUACACUCCACCCUGAUGUAGCCUGUAAAUCUGAUCUCUUGAAGUGUCGGUAGUGGAACACCUUCAAAUGUUAUGCACAAAAUACUUAAUGUGAUCCAAAUGUGUCGGCGGAGGAAUGCUAUUAAAAGGAUGUAAGCGCUUCCAAUUUUUAGGAGGCAGAAGCUCUGUUGCAUAAAACAGAAACUGGCAGCUCAACCCAAAACACAACCUGAGGUACAUGUGUUGCAGACUCGCCAGUUAAAACCUGCAGACAGAAGAUUUCUCUGUGGGGAAAUCAAGAAGAAUAGAGGGAGUUUUUACAAGAAAGUGGCUGGUUCAGGUGUUGAGUUCCUCAGAGGCCCGACGACACUCUUCCUGAAGGACCAGUCAAUGAGGAAACAAAAUCUUGCAAUGUAUAGAAUGUAUAGUCGGUGUAAAGGGGAAUACUGGUGAACUGUUUCAUUUAAACACGUUACCUUCAUGUUCUAAAACGGUUCUAUGUGUGCAGAAACACUCGUUGUCUCUCCCGGCUUGGAACUAGAGUGCAGAAUUCCUUGUUCACCCUGAUGUGUGAUAUCACAGUAACUAUGUGGAGAAUGUGAUGGCAAAUACCGCAGCACUUUUGUAACGUGAAGUAUAUUUGUGUAGACCUGCAAAGUUAGCUACACUCUAAGGAGUUUAUCAGUGUGGCAUACUGGUCUGUGCACACAGGAAACUCUGUGACUGAUAUUUCCCCAACACUCCUGACUGUACUCCCAGCUUAUCAAGUUUUUUCCGCUCAGCACAUUAACUUGACAAACAAAAACUUCAUCAAAAAAAUAAACAGUAGCUCCUUUCGUGAUCCUGUGACGUUAUUUCCCCCAUUUCGUAACUUUCUUAAAAGAUGCUGGUUGAACUGUUUUAGGCCAUGUGAGUAACUCGUUUAAAUUUUAGUCGCCUUUCCCUGUGAUGUAUUUUAGAGACUAUUUUUAAAUGGCUCUGUGUCAGAAACUAAUGAUGCUUUUGAUGUCCGUGAUCUAUUAAUAUCACCAGGAGACUUUUGUGUUUUGUUUUGUUUUUUUUUAGCAAAAGCGUAGACUGUCGUUUGACAAAGGGUGUUGACACCACAUCUAUGAAUCUGUUCGUAGCUUUAAAGUGUUUUAGUUUUGCAAGAGCAUUAACUUUGCAAAUAUUAUUCCUAAUUUUAAAGGAAUAUACUAUUGUAGCGGCCUGUAAGCCUACUUUUGCAGAUUUUACACAGGUACAUGUACAGGAAAACAGUGAUUGUGCUGUAAUAUACCCAAAAAUAUACAACUAUAAUUUAUACUCAGUACACAGUUUUGUCAUAUCAUACGUGAAUAUGCACUUACUCCUGAAUUGUGAUUAUUUCAUUCAAAAGUGAACAUGAAUAAAUCUUUCUUUCUAUGGGAA